CUUGCCGCUGCUGCGGCGAGGCACACCGCGCCUCACCCUCCUCCCUCGGCUCCCUGUCCGUCCUCUCUCCUCCUCAGCCAGCCGCGAUUCCCCAGCUGCCGCUGGCGGCCGCCUGCCGCCCUCCUGCCAUCCCGCUGGGGCCGGUCGGUGUCUGCGCCCGGCUCCGCUCCCAGCCCAGGAAGCUAUUGAUUGCCUAGAAAUUAAAAGAGGGUGUGAGAAGUCUGAUUGAUCAAGGUGGAAGUUUUUUUCCCAAGAGCCUUUUCACAGCUGCCUUUUGCAAAAUCUUCAGUCGGUCCCAUUUGUGCCAUGUUUUGUGGCUCUCACCGUAAGAGGAAUUUGUCUUGAUGAAGAUUCCUAAUAUUGGUAAUGUGAUGAAUAAAUUUGAGAUCCUUGGGGUUGUAGGUGAAGGAGCCUAUGGCGUUGUACUUAAAUGCAGACACAAGGAGACACAUGAAAUUGUGGCUAUCAAGAAAUUCAAAGACAGUGAAGAAAAUGAAGAAGUCAAAGAAACCACUUUACGAGAGCUUAAAAUGCUUCGCACUUUGAAACAGGAGAACAUUGUGGAGCUGAAGGAAGCCUUCAGAAGAAGAGGAAAAUUAUACUUAGUUUUUGAAUAUGUGGAAAAAAAUAUGCUUGAAUUGCUAGAGGAAAUGCCAAAUGGAGUUCCACCAGAAAAAGUGAAAAGCUACAUCUACCAGCUAAUUAAAGCAAUUCAUUGGUGCCAUAAGAAUGAUAUUGUUCAUAGAGAUAUCAAGCCAGAGAAUCUCUUAAUAAGCCACAAUGAUGUUCUGAAGUUGUGUGACUUCGGCUUUGCUCGUAAUCUCUCUGAAGGAAGCAAUGCUAACUAUACAGAAUAUGUGGCUACCAGAUGGUACCGCUCACCUGAACUCUUGCUUGGAGCCCCUUAUGGCAAGGCUGUGGAUAUGUGGUCUGUGGGCUGCAUCCUGGGGGAGCUGAGUGAUGGGCAGCCCCUGUUCCCUGGCGAGAGUGAGAUUGACCAGCUCUUCACCAUUCAGAAGGUGCUGGGCCCACUGCCAGCCGAGCAGAUGAAGCUCUUCUACAGCAACCCACGCUUCCAUGGCUUGCGGUUUCCAGCAGUCAAUCAUCCACAGUCUUUAGAGAGAAGAUAUUUGGGAAUUUUAAGCGGUGUAUUGCUUGAUCUUAUGAAGAACUUACUGAAGUUAGAUCCAGCAGAUAGAUAUUUGACAGAGCAAUGUUUGAACCACCCUUCGUUUCAAACCCAAAGACUCUUGGAUCGCUGUGGAAGUUCACCUUCACGGUCAGCUAAGAGAAAACCCUACCAUGCAGACAGCAACACUUUAUCCAACAGAAAUCAAGCCAGCAAAAGUUCUGCUUUGCAGUCACACCACAGAUCAAACAGCAAGGAUAUGCAGACACUAGGGGCUGGCGGGCCAAGAGAAGAGGGGCUUCCAGCAAAUGAAAGCUUUUUAAAUGGAAACCUUCCUGGACCUGCACCUAGUCCAAUGCACGCAAAAAAACCAAGCAACACACCUGGAUCUGGCAACAAGGAUAUAGCCAAUAAUAACAUGCCACAUCUUCUCAGCCCAAAGGAACCAAAGGGAAAAACAGAGUUUGAUUUUAAUGUGGACACCAAAAGUUCUGAUGGUUCAGGCACAAAGUACAUGAAGUCCAACACCAGAUCUCAGCAGAACCGGCACUCCUUUAUGGAAACUUCUCAAAGCAAAACUGGGACGCUGCAGCCUGGUGACAAGCACAGCCGCCACAGCUACAUCGACACCAUCCCACAGUCUUCUAAGAGUCCCUCCUAUCGGACAAAGUCCAAGAGCCAUGGAGUUCUGACAGACUCAAAAUCCGUGGGCAACCUUUCUGAGGCCAGGGCCCAGGCUGCAGAACCAAACACCAGUAGGUAUUUUCCAUCCAGCUGCAUGGACUUGAACUCUCCUACCAGUCCGAGUGCUCCCCGGCACAGUGACAACAGAACUAUGCUCAGUCCAUCCGCCAGGAAUAACCGCAGCGAGGGUACCCUGGACGCCCGAAGACCUCCAACAAGACACUCCAAAACAAUGGAGGAGUUAAAACUGCCAGAUCACAUGGAUGGAAGCCAUUCCCACUCUCUGUCUGCUCCACAUGAAUCUUUUUCCUAUGGUCUAGGUUAUACCAGUCCUUUUUCUUCACAGCAGCGCCCUCAUAGACACUCUAUGUAUGUGAGCCGGGACAGAGUGAGGUCAAAGGGCUCAGAGGGUGGCUUAAGCGUAGGGCAAGGGAUGGCAGCCAGAGCAAACAGCCUGCAACUGUUAUCUCCACAGGUGCAGCAUAAGUCACUCACAAGGUCUGUUGGCUCAUCACGAGAAGACUGUACAGAAGAUUCUAAUAGGGGUGGAGCAUAUCAUGAUCCACACACAGAAGAUGGAGCAUCUACUAAGGAGAAUAGAAUUCUGUAUAAUGACCCUGUUCCGAGAAGAGUUGGCAGCUUUUACAGAGUUCCAUCUCCACGUCCAGAGAGUACCUACAUAGAAAACAAUGUGUCCAACAGAGCCUCGGUGUUACCAGCAGACAGCACCACGGUGACAAACCACCCCAAGAGACAAACCACCUUUGACACCUGGAAAAGUCCUGAAAACCUUAACAGUCACUCAGAACAGCUCAAGGAGAAAGAAAAGCAAGGUUUUUUCAGGGCAAUAAAAAAGAAAAAGAAGAAAUCUCAAAAUACAGACUCAACCAACGGCGAGAAUCCGAGCAUCAAGAAAUCCCUCUUUCCUCUUUUUAAUUCAAAGAAUAAUUUAAAGCAUAGUUCUUCUUUGAAAAAACUUCCUGUAGUCACUCUACCAAUGAUGCCUAAUACUGAAGGUCAGGAUCUCUUGGCAUUACAGAAAGCCAUUCAUUCUUCCAAUCACCAGAGCAGCAGGCAGAAGGAUUGGCAUCCUGAGAAGAUGACAGAAAUCCAGCCUCAUAGCCAGCCGUUAAAAUCUCUUCGGAAGCUCUUACACCUCUCUUCAAACCAUCCUGUCGCUGCUGAGCCCCGCUUCCAGCCCUUACCCAGCCAGCCAGCCAAAGCUUCUUUUCCUGAAGUGCGAAUCCACCCCAUGAGUCAAAGCUCCAGCAGCGGCAGCAGCAACGUGCGGCCAGAGCCCCAGGCCAAGAGCCGGCCAACGCUGCAGAUCCCGAGCCAGCUGGAGCCCACCUGGCACGUGUCCCCCGUCACCAGGAGCGUGAGCGACGGGGCCCCCUACUCGGAGCAGCUGCCUUCCAAGAGCGGCCAGAACGGGCACACCUACAGCCGCACGAACCGCUCGCGAAUGCCAAACCUGAACGAUCUCAAGGAGACAGCCUUGUAGUGGCGCUCCAGCACGCAGACCAGGGUGCCUGGAGAGCAGCGUAGGGGAGCGGUGGUGUUCUGGUGAUGGUAAGACUGCAUUUUCAGCUUUAUACAGGUGUGCAAUAUGUACAUGUGGAGCUAUGCUGUUCAGCACCACGAGAGAGUCAGGGAUGACGCGGGAACACGAGUGGAACUAUGAGUUACCAGGCAUCAGAAAUGUCACUGGACGCCAGGCAGAGAGUGCCGGUCAGGGAGAAAAAUGCAUUGUCAUUUUCUCUCAUUUACAUUCCAGCUUAGUGCACAUCUCUGUCUGAAAGCUGGGAGACUUCUGGUAUGUAUUGGCACUUAUAAGGGUGAAAACAUUGUCUAGGCCUAUGCCCUUACUACAUUUUUUGCUGCCUAGUUAAAACAGUGGGGUUUAUGUGAUAAAAGUGUAUCCCUGUUAAGGGUUUAAAGUUAAAUUGUAUGUCUUAAAUUUGUUUUUUAAACUUCCAUAUUUGAUAGAUUUGUAAUAUUUAUUUAUGAUGACCUAAUAUCGUACUGUUAUAAUCAUAUCUUUUAUGUUAUAAUGUAAAGUUAUUUUGAGCUGUUUGAAACAUUGUGAAGCAGUGCAACAGCUACAGUAGUUUCUAUAAAAAACUAACAGUAACAUUUAUAUAUUGCAUCAGGAGUAUUUUAUUCUAUAUAUAAAUAUAUAUAUAAAUGGAAAAUAACUGUCUGUUUUUUAAAUAUACCCAUUUAAAAGAAAAGUAUUGUUAUGACACUAUCUGCCAUAUUUUUUAUACAUUUGUGAUAUAAAGUGCAGUAUUAUACUUCUAAUAAAAGGAAGCUGAAUGUGGAUAUAAAUGUGACUGUAACAGUAUGGAUCUUGCUUGGCUAUGAGAGCCCAGUAUUACAGGCAUUACUGGUAACAAACAAAAGACAGCAUUUGAUUCCAAGCUUUAUUAUGGGCUAUUUUGUUGGAAGUAUUGGCUAAAUGUAAGAGACUGCAGAACUGUACAGUAAUCUAAAUGUGGUAUGUUCUCCCCUGUCCUUAGCUUUCCUAGUAAUAUUAAUGGGAUUUCUGCAUCUGCAUCAAGAGCACAGAGCCCCAGUACCAAAUUUUUGUUUCUUCUAAAGAGAUAAAGUGCCCCGUUACUACAAGCAAAAGCAGGUGCUCUUCCACUUAAUAGCAGGGGUGAAAACCAAAGAAACACAGCAUGAAUUGCAAGUGAAAUGCAAAACUUCGACACUUAAGAAUAGCAUGGCACUGCAGAUCAUGGUAUAAGCUUUUAUGCAUAUGUGUAUUUUACAUCUCUAGCAAUCUAUUAACUAAUAAGAUAAACACUGUAUUAGAAUUUAAACUACUCUUGCACUUUUUAUUAUAUUUCAGGAUGUAUUUAAAGCUACAAAUCGAUAUUUGGAUAUUGAGGGAGAAGGUUGCCAUGCAACUUGACUUCUCCUUAGGUCUUACUAUCCAAAUAUUCCCAUACCCAGUUCAGCUACCAGUCUCAGCAAAACACUAGAUUUUGGGCUCCAGUCUCCUGUACAACAUAGUUAAAACUGCCUUUACCUUGGUGAAUGUCAAGUGUAGCAAAUACUCACCCUGAUUCCUCUGUUGCUACCAGUAAAGUAAAUCAAAGGUGAGCCAGUAGGAGUCAAAAGAGUUAUGCCAGUCUAAACUUUGUGCAAUAAGAGGAGAGCCAGGCCUGUAGUGUCAGAACAAUACAAUCUUUCCUUUUCAAACACAUUCGUUCUACUCCCUCAUAGCUCUGCAGCAUACUUUGUUUUCUAGCUGCUGUCUUCAUAAGACACCUGUACUUGCAAAUACACUGUCUUUUCCAAAAAAGAGAUUAACCUGAAUGUAAAUUGAAUGAUUUAGCCAUAGAUGAAGUUAACAGAAGCAGCCAGGCAGUAAAAGCUGAACUUCCGACUUGGAUAGCAAUGCAAACUGGACAUGCUGUUCAGUACCUCUUGAGUCAUACCAAAGUUCUAACAACAGCAAAUUCGGCACCACUACUGUAAAAAUUGUUGUCAGAAAGAACAGUGUGGAAGGAUGUUAUAUCAGUUUUGUCCAGGACUAAAAAUAAGUCUACUAAAUUUGAAAAAUUCAAAACCAGGAGUUCUUCCUUUGUCAAUUGCCUGCAAGAAAUGUGCAUGUGAUUUUUCUAUAGCUAGAUAUGAUAUAUAAUAUCUCUCUAUAUAUGAUAUAUGCACUGUAUUGAUAUAUCAUAUAUAUAGCAUAUAUAAAUACAAUAGACAUGAAAGGAUAUUCAGUUUUUUCUAGGUUCAGUGGGCAUCCAGGAAAGAUAUUGUGAUAUUUACUUGUCAUCACUGUCAGAGUUUAGCAGCUUAUUUUAGCAGUCUCUGUAAGAUUCACUGCUUGGUCACAGCUACAUGAGCCCUUUUAGCCCUGCUUUGAAAUGGGCUGAUGCCACUGAAAUCCCUCACAAAAGCACUGCCUGAGAGAGUGGGGCUCUAAGCAGUGCAGUUUGAAUGUCUCUUCUUUGGCAACAGAGCUGGUGAAGGGCCUGGAGCACGAGUCUUAGGAGAGUGGCUGAGGGAGAUGGGGAUGUUUAGUCCGGAAAAAGGAAUCUCAGAGGGACCUCAUUGUUCUGUACAACCACCUGAAAGGAGGGUGUAGCCCAGUGGGGAUCAGCCUCUUCUCCCAUGUCUCAAGUGAAAGGACGAGAGGAAAUUACCUUCUGUUGUGCCAGGAGAGGUUCAAAUUGGAUAUUAGGAAGGAAAAGAUCACUGAAAGAGUGUUCAGGCAUUGGAAUAAGUUGUCCAGGGAUGUGGUGCAGUCACCCACUCUGGAAGUGUUUGAGAGGCAUCUGGAUGUGGCACUUGGGGAUAUGGUUUGGGGGUGACUGGGGUGGUUGAUGGUUGGACUGGAUGAUCCUAAAGGUUUCUUCCAACCUUGAUGAUUCUGCAUUCAGUCUCACAGGGAAUGUUCAGUCUAGACUCUUCUGUGCUUUGUGGAUAUGUAUCCUUUUGCCUCUACAAGGUUUUUAGCUUGCUGGUAAGAUCUUCAUGCUGGGGAUGAUGAUACUGGGCUCUAUGUGGUUGUUACAAUUCCUAGCAAGGAAAAAUGUUUCUAAAGGAUUUUUUUCUCCGUACCCAUUAAGUUAAAUCAGGGUGAUCCCUGACUGUACAUAUAGCUGUUUAAAGUAGUUAGCAAAUCUUCAAAGGUGACCCAAGGAAUGUUUGAGUAUUUGGUGGCCCAUAUUUACAGAAACUUUUUUCUACUUCAUAUUGCAUUUUCCUCUUGAAUUCAACAAACUGUAGUAGCUUUCAGUUCAAUACUAAAUUGUGUUGAAUGUAUGUAGUAUUUUCUUUCUUCUAUUGGAAAGAAGUUCCAGUAGCUCGGCCAGCUGAUGCUAGUUGGGAUGAAUUCUGUAUUUUUAACUUGGUCUAGCUUCCCAAUAUUUAGAAUAUGGCUAAUGUAAUUCUGUUGAGAUUUUCAAAGGAGUCUUACUAUAGUGACUGAGAUUUUCUGACUUAAUAAAGAGGAAGAGAAUUACAGAACAAAUGCUUUUGUUAAGUGUGAGCUUUCCUUUGCACUGGUCUGUGAGUCCUGUACUACAUGCUCUAUAGAUUUAUUUACUAUAAAGGAUCCUAGUUAAACUGUAUUUUAUUCUUUGGCAAUCUUUUGCCUGAUAGCAUCACUGAUGAUGUGAAUAAAAAAGAAACUACGUUUCAGAAAUUAACUGUAGUCAUUUUACAGAACUCAAGCUGCCUAAACUUGUGUAUAUGUUUCAGUUCUUGAGCUCUUUUUAACUGAAAAAAAAGCACCUUAAGAUCAUCCUAACUGAAAUUGUGUAAGUGUCUAAGCUGUUGUUUUAAACUGCAAUGUAAAUGUAUUAACCUAGAACAACAUCUGCUUUCAACAGACCUGGCCACAGAGAGCAGUCCCUUUGACCUGUUCACCGCUUUUUGCUCCGUUUAUUGCAGUCCCAGCUCUGUUGCCCCUCUGAGAGAUUGCCAGGAGAGCACUGGGCAGAGUUCUUGGCAGGAAGUCAAUGAUCCCAGAUUUGUCUCCUAAAACAUUCCCCAAACACCACUUGUUCUUUUAGAUCAGUAUUAAAGCAGGCUUCAAACUUCCAAGUGCAUGAGGCAUCCUCAGGUCGUCAUUUGGCUUGUCACCUUUCUCUCUACCACAGCAACUUGUUUCUGGGACCAAGGCUGGAGAGACUCUUCAGGAAGCAGUGGCCUGUGGUAGGCUCUUCCCCUUCCUUAUCAUUGCAGUUAGAUCUCUUAAGAGAUUACUCUCACUUGUUUAAAAAGCCACAUACCAGCCUUUUCUUGUUUUCUUCAAAAGCUUAUGAGGUGUUAGCUGAGUAGACUCCUAGGUUCACCCAGAAAAAGCUAUGUAUUCUCAACAAUUCUGUAGACCUCCCUAUAAGAACAGAGGGAACCUAUGGGAAUACAGAUUAUACAGCUCUGAAGGCACUGUUGUGCUCUAGGUAGCUAAGGCAAAACCUAGCCACUUUAAAGAGGAGCUGUGUUCUAGAAGUGUUAGAGUUUUUAUUCAUGUUUCAUUUUUUUGUUGUCUUGUAAUGAUUUGUUAGUGAGACAUGCUUCAAAAUACUUGCAUGUAAUUAAUUCUGUACAUGUUAAUCACUGUCAGACUAGAGCUGGGAGAAUAAUUGCAUCCCAGUCAUACAAAGAAUGUGAAAAGGAUAGCCAUAUAUGAUAAACUGCAAAUUGUAGGGUGGCAAUGAAUGUUUCUUUUUUCCAUUCCAGCCAGCAUGCAUACUACAUCUGCUAACGGGGUGAUAUCACAAUGCAUCCAGGCUGUUGUUCAUGUUAGUAGGCUCACCAUUUGAAAUAGGAGUGCCACAGAAGAUAGUUGGAAAGGUGAUGUGCCCUGUGUAAACAUUUUGGAAUAACCUUCAAAUCAAGACAAUUUAAUAACAGGUGCCUUUCCCUGCACAGCUCUUUCGAAUGGUAUCAUGAUAUUAACCAUUCCAACUGGGUUUGUAAUGAAUGAGGAAAAAAGCCAUUUAACUUCUGGCCUUUUUUU
Messenger RNA from Passer domesticus (house sparrow), 8303 nucleotides. RefSeq names its product cyclin dependent kinase like 5 (gene CDKL5). Gene Ontology annotation, molecular function: protein kinase activity; ATP binding. Bases 345 to 3317 code for a protein of 990 amino acids. Lineage: Eukaryota; Metazoa; Chordata; Aves; Passeriformes; Passeridae. The record is from RefSeq and is a predicted model, not a curated record. Gene Ontology annotation, biological process: positive regulation of axon extension; protein phosphorylation; regulation of dendrite development. Gene Ontology annotation, cellular component: nucleus; dendrite cytoplasm. The transcript has 18 exons.